AUGUUAAACAGAUCCUUGACGGCAGUCAGAAGCAUUGCUUUGGCUAACUCCGCCAUCUUAAGAGCGCAGACCCGUUCAGCCACUCCUAUUACCGCCACUGUAACUAGUUUCCAGAGAUUAGCUUCCACAGCACAAGAUAAGAAGUCAAUUACACAGAAGAAAAAGGCACUCGACAAGUUGAAGUCGCAAUUGACGAAAGAGAAAAAGCAUUUAUCCACUUUGGAGACAAAGCUCAAGCAGCGUACAAAAGUGAUUGUCUCCAAGGAGAAGGAAAGAGAAAAGAAGGAAAAGGAGAAGGAAAAGAAAAUUAUCGCUGACGCCACCAAAACCUACAGGGGUAUCUCCGGAUAUACGCUUUUCGUUAAGGAAGCACGUAGCUCCAACAUUACCGAUGUAUCGAAGCAGUGGAAUUCACUUGCUAUUGACGAAAAGGAAGUGUACCAGCAGAAAGCCAAAGACAUCAACGAGGAAGCUAAGAAGUUGUACACACCCAAGCCAAAAAGACCAGCUGAAGGGUUUGCCUUGUAUUUGAAGGAAAACUACAAGAGAGAUGGACGGGCUGUGGAGGAAGUUAUGAAGGAAUUGGGAGCACAAUGGAGAGACUUGUCUAGUGAAGCCAAACAGAGCUACAAGUUGUCUCAGGCCGACAAGACAGCCUAUGAAAAGACGUUGAAGGAAUGGACCGAAAAGAGAGUUGCUCUUUACAAUGAAACCAAUAGCAAGUAGAACGUGAUGGUGUACUAAUCAUUGAGUUGAUCUUUCUGGUGCUUAAAGAUUUAUGCCUUGUAGAUAACUUACUUACAUUGCCAUUGUAGAAAAAUUGUUUCUUUGUUUUUGUUUAUGUAUUAGCUACGUUAGUAAUAGUUACAACAUUCU
This is a messenger RNA of Scheffersomyces stipitis CBS 6054, 876 nucleotides long. RefSeq names its product Gcf1p (gene GCF1). The transcript has a single exon. The record is from RefSeq and is a predicted model, not a curated record. Gene Ontology annotation, molecular function: transcription cis-regulatory region binding. Lineage: Eukaryota; Fungi; Ascomycota; Pichiomycetes; Serinales; Debaryomycetaceae. The coding region runs from base 1 to 726 and encodes 241 amino acids.